Molecule: messenger RNA, 1359 nt
Organism: Uranotaenia lowii
Lineage: Eukaryota; Metazoa; Arthropoda; Insecta; Diptera; Culicidae
Product: lanC-like protein 3 homolog
Exons: 3
Coding region: 51-1319 (422 amino acids)
Biological process (GO): carbohydrate metabolic process; peptide modification
Cellular component (GO): plasma membrane
Source: RefSeq, a predicted model, not a curated record
CGCAGUUUGAUUUAGAAUAAUUUAUACGGCUCUUGUUUCAAAGAAAAAACAUGUCUAGAUUUUUUGUGAAUCCUUAUGAUGAUUACGAUCAAUCGAAACAUGGAAAUCAAUUAUCAGAGUUGAUCAAUUACGAUUUGGUGAUUGAACUGGUGAAAAGAUGCGUCGAAGUUAUAAUUAGAGAGACAAAACUACCUACACACAAAUCGCGAGAUGAUUUGUAUGUUGGAGAUGCUGGAAUUGCAUUUAUGUUUUGGAAAUUGAACCGAUCGCCUAAUUUUCGACACUUAUUUCCUUGCUUGGAACACGCCACAUUUUAUAUUAAAAAGGCCGAAGCUACCAAUGAAUCCAAAACAAUGAGCAAAUCGUCUUCCCCAAUUGGAUUUUUAUGUGGAAAGAUAGGAAUUCUUAGUGUUGCUGCUGUCAUUAAUUACGAUCUAAACAAACCGAACGAUACUGCAAAGGAAAUAACAAGCAUCUUAAAGGCACUUCCGGUGGCAAAGACUAGUCGUUACGAUGCCGAUGAAAUUCUUGUUGGUAGAGCUGGUUUCUUGAGUGGUCUCUAUUGGUUGAAUCAAGUAAUGCCACAGAAACCAAUAAGCAAUGAUAUGAUAGAAGACGUAUGUACAGCAUUGAUUAAACGUGGACGCUCAUAUGCGCAUAACAAUCGAACUCCUCUGCCGUUAAUGUACGCCUAUCACGAGAGCGACUAUAUAGGUGCAGCCCACGGUUUAUGUUCAAUACUGCACAUGUUGUUGGAGUCGCAUUGGUUUGCCAAAACUGAUGGCCAAUUUAGAAACAUUUCGGCAUCAAAAUUAUCCGACAUCAAGCAAUCUAUUGAAUAUUUCCUUACGCUUCAAGACAGCGAAGGGAAUUUCCCUACAAGAUUGCAGGGCUCGAACAAAAAAAUUUUCCAUCGGUGUCAUGGAUGUUCUGGAGCGGUUUACUUGCUAGCUAAAUCUUAUUUAUUGUUUAAAGAUGAUAAAUACCUUGAUGCGUGUCGGAAAUGUGCUGAAUCUGUUUGGAGGAAUGGUUUGCUUUACAAAGGCCCUGGCAUUUGCCAUGGCAUCGCGGGGAAUGGUUACGUGUUUUUGUUAAUGUACAGACUUACGGGAGAGGCCUUGUUUUUGCACCGCGCUUCUAAAUUUGCUGAAUUUUUGAGCACUGAACAGUUCAACAGGGAAGCACGGCAACCAGAUCGGCCAUACAGUCUAUAUGAAGGACUGGCCGGUACAGUAUGCUUCCUUUCGGAUCUUCUAGAACCAUCCAAAGCUUAUUUUCCAUUUAUGGAUGUUUUCGAAAUAAAAUAUUGCGAAAAAUAAUAUGCUCUCGAUAAUUCAUUACCGUCAGAAAUCCAUAUUA